AUGGCAAAAGACCUCUCUCGGGCGAGCCGGUGGAACAGCGAGGCGACCGUAGACCAGAAGCAGCUGCAGCUUCGAGGGCCGGUAAUCCUGGAGCGCUAUCCUAAGGAGAAAAUGUUGCCAGCCUUAAACAAGAUUAAAUUUUUAGUCCCCCAAGACUUCACCAUGGGCCAGUUUGUAACCAUCAUCCGCAACAGGAUGGCCCUCGGAUCCACGCAGGCGCUCUACUUCCUUGUGGACGGCAACCACAGCCUCGUGAACAUGUCCUGCACCAUGGCCAACAUCUACAUCACGUACAAAGAUGAGGACGGCUUCCUUUACAUCACCUACGCCUCCCAGGAGAUGUUUGGAUGA
Candoia aspera is the source of this 351-nucleotide messenger RNA. RefSeq names its product microtubule-associated proteins 1A/1B light chain 3C-like. The transcript has 3 exons. Gene Ontology annotation, cellular component: cytosol; autophagosome membrane; autophagosome. Bases 1 to 351 code for a protein of 116 amino acids. The record is from RefSeq and is a predicted model, not a curated record. Gene Ontology annotation, biological process: autophagy of mitochondrion; autophagosome assembly; cellular response to nitrogen starvation. Gene Ontology annotation, molecular function: ubiquitin protein ligase binding. NCBI's taxonomy places the organism in Eukaryota, Metazoa, Chordata, Lepidosauria, Squamata, Candoiidae.